AACCUCUUAAGAUAAUAUAUUUUCUCAAAUCUAAAUGGUGAAAAGUUCUGCUCGGAGCAGGCGACGAAGAAGACUUCCUGGCAGCCACAUCUUAUCGCCGCCCGGCUGACGGUCAAUAAAUGUGCCCACGACAGGACAAACAGCAGCCACAGAGGCAGCAGAAACAAUAACAAUAGUAAAGCCGCAAAACUCAACCACAACAAGCCACAAUCGGCAAUCAUCAACACUGGCGCGCCGCAGACCGAGAAGGGAUCAGAGGUCACGGCAGAGGACGAGGAGUAGUGGAUGGGUUGAAAUCCCACCCAUUGUAAGGGCGCCAGUUGCAUUUUGACAGCGCCAACGAACCAAAAACACCCGCGCAUAGCCAUGACAGCUGCACCAGAGCCCGCCCGCGAGCAGGAGCUACGGUUCGAGCUCCAAAUGGAAUCCCAACAACAUUGCUCGGCCAAGAAUCUCCACGCCCUGCUGGAUCUGCCCGCGGCGAUGGAACUGCGCCAAAUUGAGUUGAUCUAUCGGGCGGAGGGUAAUGCAAAUUUGGUGCUCGCCUUGCCGCAAUUUAAAAAAGUUUUACGUUUGCCAAAAAUUAUAUCCAACAGACGGCGGCAGGAGCGGAAAGGGGGCUGCCAGCCGGAAGGGCAGUGCGAAUCAUCCGUUGGAGUCGUUACCAAAAAAGCUGGCGACUUGACAAUGCCGGAUUUUAUGGCUUAUAUCGGGAUAAUGCGCCGUCUAUUAGGAAAUGAGUUUGUCUGCGGAGCGGAUAUUGUUGCCAUACCAAAGGAAGACGAUAGAUUCUGGAUAAACGAGCAAAUACGCGCCCACAGACCGGUUUCGCGUCUGGAUAAGGAAUUUGUGGGGCCAUUCGGCCUGCUUCUGCCAGAUGUGACCCAAUUGCCUGCCACGUUCGAUGUUUUACUUGCCAAUUUACAGGCAAAGGGCAGAACAGGAGAUGAAGAGGGCGGCAGGAACCGGAGCUGGAGCGGUGUCCGUCGUCUGGGCGAUACAUAUGCCAUCGAAAUAAAACCCAAACAAGGCUGGAUCCAGUUGGCAAGUGAUGUCAACGAUUUAUUUGAUUUAAUGCCAGCCAUAGCAGAGACAAAGCCAAACAAGGAUACGACGGACAAGGAGGCAGCGGAGCAGAGGGUGCUGGAGGACAAGGAGCCAAAGGAUCAGGAGCACCAGGCAUUAACCCGAGACAAGUGCUGGUGUCGCUACUGCAACAUGCAGCUGCUGAAGCUGCACAAUGGGAAAAUCAAACGUUUGGGCCACUACUGUCCGCUGGAGCUAUUCUCCGGUGAGCCCAGUCGUAUGCUCAGUGCCUUGGAUGCACUUCUCGCCUGCCCGCAAAAUAAUUUACGUGUAUUUCGGGACGGCAAUUUAAUUUAUGGCGAUCACGCGAAUUCGAUUUCCUUCGAUGAAUUGCACUCGCGUGUUUUUCCCGGUGAAAUGAUGGUGCUUAUAAAACAUUUGCUGGUGGCCUGCCUGCUAAGGGAAUACGAUUCUGGCCAGGAGUUGCAGCCAACACCGUCGAGUCCCGUCGCCGUUUCCAUUGGCCAGAUGGAGACAAUGGCCAGAGCCGCUAAUGUUGACAGGAAGGCGGAAAAGUGGGGAGCUGGCUGCUUUGUCGAUGCUGGUCAAUCCUCGACCCGGACAAGAGCAGCUGCUGCCACGACCACGACAGAGACCCAAAGGUACACAAAGCUGGCCCGAAUAGACACAACAACAGAUGCAGCCGCUGAAGCUGCGGCCGGAGCAGCAACGAGGACAAGCAAACUGUCCGGCAAUGUGUUGGCAAUGGCAACUCGAACGGAAACAAAAACGGAAACGGAAACACUGCCAACUCCAGGCCCAAGUACGAGUUGGAAUCUGAAUCCGAAUCGGAAUCAGCAACAGAAUGAGAAUGAGGUCCAGACCCGAAAUCGGAAUGAGAAUGAAGCUACGAAUCAACUUCAAGCACAAAUCAACAAAGCGGAAAUAUUUCGCUUACCAAAAAAUUGUGUGCUGCAAAAAAUUUUGAAUUUGCAAUUGCUGGUAAAGAACCAUUUCGACUUCAUGUGGCACUCCGGCUAUGCUCAGCACUCCCAGCGCACCUACAACUCACUCCGGGGACUGCUCUUCGCCGCCGUUGCCGCCGAGGAAUCUGAACUAGACCUGAAACCGGACCCGGAGCAGGCAUACAUGCUGGGAGCCACGGCGCUGGAUUGCUCGAUUAUGUUGACGUUUCAGGAAAUCGAAAUCGAAUGGGAAACCGAUUGCCCCGCUGGUGGCAGCCAAAGCUCCGCCGCACUGCAGCCUUGGUGUGUCUCCCUGCUGGGUCAUCACUUUCUAACGAAGCUCAGUGUCCUGGAUUUGGACCCCAAGCCCGACAGUCACUUUCAUAAAUUCAUAGAGCAGACACGUGAAAUGGAAAAGUGCCGUCGAGCAUUAAAUUAAUUGAUAAAGUUUACACCCAACUAAAAGCCAUACGCAUCGACAGUCUAGCGCAGAAAACUAUGCUACAAUUUUCUCUUCUACAUAAAUUUAGUUUCAAUUUUUUGCUUUUUUUGUAUCUUGUGCUCCACAUACCUGUUCGACAAGAAUAACAAGAGCAUGUUGUAAUCGUACGAAAGCACGUAAUGUAGAUAAUCCUGCCGUAGGACUUUCUUGGAAUUUUGUAUAUAUAAUAGGUACUUUUCGGAUUUACAUUCUUUUUAAUUGGCU
This is a messenger RNA of Drosophila bipectinata, 2697 nucleotides long. RefSeq names its product Inositol phosphate kinase 1 (gene Ipk1). Gene Ontology annotation, cellular component: nucleus. Gene Ontology annotation, molecular function: ATP binding; inositol-1,3,4,5,6-pentakisphosphate 2-kinase activity. NCBI's taxonomy places the organism in Eukaryota, Metazoa, Arthropoda, Insecta, Diptera, Drosophilidae. Gene Ontology annotation, biological process: inositol phosphate biosynthetic process. The record is from RefSeq and is a predicted model, not a curated record.